AUGGAGAGGGUCCCUUUCGUCCUGUGUGAAGCUCUUGGGCACCCACGUUUUGAGUCCCCUGUGCAAUCCUGGUUUGUGAGGGAUGCGAGGGAGGAGAGGUGUCCUCUGCUCGCCCUCUCCAGCUGUAGCACGUGCCUUGCAAGGAGAGACGAUGGAGGCGGGGGUUCUCUGCUGGGGAGUGAAGGAUGCAGGACUGUGGCUUGGGGAAUCAGAGGUGAUGUGACAGUAGGGCUGAUACUGACUGCAUCUCGCAAUACUGGAGCGAGUCGGCAGCUGAUGGAACCAGCAGAUAAAAGUAAAGCAGGGUUGGGUCAGACUCCUCCAUGGUGCCCAGGUGCCUUUGCUAAGCACGAUAAAGGACCAGCUCUUGAGUGGAGGAAACCUUGGGUGCUGCGAGGAGACCAGACCCACAACCAGAGGCCAGACCCGCUGAUGCUCGCUGGGGUCUGCAUCAUGGAUCGUCUUUCUUCCCAACCUUCAGUUCAGUUUCAAGGAUCCCAAGGGCUUUUUAAAAUUCCCGAAGUUGAUGUGCCAAAUGAAGUGCAUACUUUUAACUUCUACUUGUCAAAUGUUGGCAAAGAUAGUCCUCAGGGAAGCUUUGACUGUGUCCAGCAGGUAAACUCAAGUCCUGGAGCCUCGCAACUCAGUUGCCUGGGACCUAUACAGAAUAAAAUUACAGUAUGUGCAACAAGUGAUUCCUAUCAGACGACCAGAGAGCGCAUGACCCAGGCAGAAGAGGAGUCGCGCAAUCGAAGUACAAAGGUUAUUAAACCUGGUGGACCAUUUUUAGGGAAAAGAGUACGAGGCGGAAAAGCACCACAAAGCAUUCGAGAUGCUGUGCCUGAGAGGAAGAGAUCGACACCCAUGAACCUUGCAAAUGUGAUACGGAGGACUCAAACACCGAAUGCUGUUUCUCAGCGGCCGUACAGGGACAGGGUGAUUCACUUGCUGGCACUGAAAAGUUACAAGAAACCAGAGUUACUUGUUCGCUUGCAGAGAGAUGGUGUAAACCAAAAGGACAAGAAUUCCCUUGGAGCUAUCCUUCAGCAGGUAGCCCACCUGAAUCCAAAGGAUAAUUCUUACACUCUGAAGGAUUAUGUAUUUAAAGAAAUACAAAAAGAUUGGCCUGGAUACAGUGAAACAGAUAAGCAGUCAUUGGAGUUAAUACUUUCUGGAAAAUUAAACUCAUCUCAGAAUGCCACCAGCAGCAGCGAUUUGGAAUCUACUGAAGAUGCUCCAUCAACUUCUCAGAAAGAGCUCUCAAAUUCCGAUUUUACCAGUCCUCUGAAGAAAAAGCAGAGGAUAUCUCACCUGGCCAGUCGAGUCCAACUAUCAUGCAGUGGCCCCUUGCCUACCUCCAACGAGAAGGCCGUCGCUGCCGCCCCUCCGCUGCCUCCCAGCGCUGUAACCACCACUACUCCCGCUCAGCUGCCGCUGCCUCCCACAUUCCUUCCCACUUCCAACACUCCUCAAACUGCCAUCUCCUAUUCCCUCAGCACCCCUGACAGGCAAGGGGCACAAACUCUGCCAGUGGACAGGUUCAGUCAAAAUAGCAGUAGCUUCUAUGAGGACCAGCAACAAAAAUAUACCUCUCAGGCUUCUUUGAGAGUCUUGAUGCCUGCUGGGGUGCAGGUGGAACCUCCCAAGUCCGCAGAUGAGAAUUGUGUGGUAUUGCACCAAAACCCCGAGACGGUAGAAGAGCAUAAUGAGAAGGACAAAAGCAAAAUGGAAGACGCUAUGAGUGUGAGUGAGAAGGAGAAAGACCUUAAAGAAGAAACUGCUGAGCUGAAAAAAUCCUUCCAUUUGGAUUCAGGUGAAGAAGAAACUUGCGCUGCCUCCAGAGAUACUCCUUCAUCAACAAGUGAACCACCAGACUACUUCGUAAAAUACACAGCUAUAGUCUCAUACGAGCAACGCCAGAGUUACAAGGAUGACUUCAAUGCAGAAUAUGACGAAUACAGAAAUUUGCAUGCUCGGAUAGAGAGUGUCACCAGGAGAUUCAUGAAGUUUGAUGCACAAUGGAAACUGCUUUCUCCAGGGUCCAAAGAACAUCAGGUCCUUCGUGAAGAAGUCUUAGAAGAGUAUCAAAAGAUAAAACAGUUGAGACCCAGCUACUAUGAAGAGAAGUGUAGAUGCGAGUAUCUCCACAACAAGCUGUCUCACAUUAAGAGACUAAUAGGGGAAUUUGACCAACGGCAAGCAGAGUUGUACUAG
This is a messenger RNA of Cariama cristata (Red-legged seriema), 2214 nucleotides long. RefSeq names its product elongation factor, RNA polymerase II, 2 (gene ELL2). Gene Ontology annotation, biological process: positive regulation of transcription elongation by RNA polymerase II; transcription elongation by RNA polymerase II; snRNA transcription by RNA polymerase II. The transcript is spliced from 13 exons. The record is from RefSeq and is a predicted model, not a curated record. NCBI's taxonomy places the organism in Eukaryota, Metazoa, Chordata, Aves, Cariamiformes, Cariamidae. The coding region runs from base 1 to 2214 and encodes 737 amino acids. Gene Ontology annotation, molecular function: cis-regulatory region sequence-specific DNA binding. Gene Ontology annotation, cellular component: transcription elongation factor complex.